UGUAGCUCCAUAUACACAACAAGCUAGCAUCGAGUAAUACUUCUGCAGAAGCAACAGUUCCAUCAACUUAAACAUGGCCUCCUCCAACUUUUUUCUUCUCAUACCUCUCAUCGCUUUGGUCACUACUCAGGCCAUGGCUUCUGAUCCUAGUCCUCUUCAGGACCUCUGUGUUGCCGACAAGAACUCACCAGUGCGUGUCAAUGGGUUCCCUUGCAAGGAUGCUAAGGAUGUGAGUGUCGAUGACUUCUUCCUAGCAGCUAACCUCGACAAGCCGAUGGACAUAACCAAGAGCAAGGCUGGAUCCAACGUUACCUUAAUCAAUGUGAUGAAACUUGCAGGUCUCAACACCCUUGGUAUCUCCAUGGCGAGGAUCGACUAUGCUCCUAAAGGACAAAACCCACCCCACACACACCCUCGUGCCACUGAGAUCCUAAGUGUAAUUGAGGGCUCACUUUAUGUUGGAUUUGUUACAUCUAACCAAGCAAACGGAGAAAACAAGCUCUUCACCAAGACACUCAACAAAGGAGAUGUCUUUGUGUUCCCAGAGGGUCUCAUUCACUUCCAGUUCAAUCCAAGUUAUGAUAAGCCGGCAGCUGCUAUCGUUGCACUUAGUAGCCAAAACCCUGGGGCGAUUACCAUUGCUAAUGCAGUAUUUGGAUCAAAUCCACCAAUCUCGGAUGAUGUUCUUGCUAAGGCAUUUCAAGUGGACAAAAAGGCAGUGGAUUGGCUACAAGCUCAAUUUUGGGAGAAUAACCAUAACUAAAUUAAAUUAUUGAUGCUUAUCUGUUGAAAAUUAGUUAUCUGUAGUAAAAUGGUUUGUUGAUUGUUAGUAGCUAAAAAUUGUAUACUUCAUGUUAUCCUAAAAAUAUGUUAUUUGAUUCUUUUUACGAAAUAAUGUAUACCACUACGCACAUAUACAUAUGUUACGUGAUGUAUGAUCUGGGAUAUUAAUUUAAUAUAUUUGAUUUCUUGGUACCUUUUUAACACUGAA
Messenger RNA from Oryza sativa Japonica Group (Japanese rice), 991 nucleotides. NCBI's taxonomy places the organism in Eukaryota, Viridiplantae, Streptophyta, Magnoliopsida, Poales, Poaceae. The record is from RefSeq and is a predicted model, not a curated record.